AUGAACAUUCAUCGCCGUCGCGUCACGGACGGGCAUUCCUUGAUGAGCUCGGCCGACGAAGACAACAACGUUCACGACGACGACGACGAUACUACUGGAUAUACGGACGAUCCGGGCGACGAAGACUCCGUGUCACCGCGUGCGACACAGCGACGGAAUCACGGAGGACACAUCCAACGCACGUUCUCGUCCGACGACGCCGAAGGCUUCGACAUGGGUGUCCAGCGUUCCCGCAGUCGACUAGGACUCACGUUGCGGGCCCGCAAUCGCGGGCGCAGCAACAGCAACGAAAGUAUCGAUCGCCUUUCGCGUAUCGACGGUACCGAACGCCGCGGCGGUUCCCGACGUCUCAAGAAGAAAAAUUCGGGAUCGGCGGGCACGGGAUUGGGCGCGUCCUUUCAUACGGGAGUGCCUUCUCCCCGACACGGAGGAGCCUCCUGGAUCAAGUCGGCUUGGGUACGGACGACAGCCGUGACCGUGGUGGUCGUUUACUUGGCGGUGGUGGCGUACAUGAUGAAGACGGCCACUGACGGAAAUUCGGCGGCCUCCAGUUACGGCGGACCCUCCUCUCCAGACUUUCUUCCCCUGUUGUCCAUUACCGCACUGGAGCGUCACGUGACCGAUCAGGAUGAAACCAAAGCACGCCAAGCCUUUCGUUUGGAGCAACGCGACGCUCGCUUUGGCCGAAAGUACCGCACUACCCCCGCCAAGGACGGACCAGCCUCCGCGUCGAUUGCCUCGCACGCCGUAUACCACACCGUCGAUCGACACGCACGGGAUCCCCACCCCCGAGCCAUCGGCAAGGAACCACGCGACGCCAUGCGACCAGCCCGAAUGGACGAAUUGUGCGGCUUCUUCGCACAGAACGCUUCCGCAACGCAUCCCGAGCAGUACGUCUUUCGCGACGCCCUCAACGAACAUUCACGUGUCAUCAUUACCGGCAUACUCAACCCGAUUGGCUUCCAUUUGGCCCUGGCACUCGAACAACGCUGCGGCGCCAACGUAAUUACGGGAUUUGACGCCGCCUUUCCCAAUUCCGUCAAGAACCGACUCGCCAUUCAGGACGAGAUUGGUAUUCUCACCUCCAAGGUUACCUCAAUGGAACGUCCCAUUAUUAAUUCCUUCCUCGGUUUGGAUCCCAAAGUUAAGAAUCCCGUCUGGCCUAGUCUGGCCGUCACGGGAGAAUUGGACAUUGCCAAAUGGCGACCAACCCACAUUGUGCAUUUGAGUUCCUACGCACCCGAAGUUUUCCGCAACCAGGAUGCCGAAUGGCGCAACGAUCAAUCGCCGUACGUGCGGGACGACUACGACCCGCGAUUGUACGCACUCCGGAACAAUCUCGUACCGAUGGAACAGCUCAUGGCAACCACGGCCCUCGUGGCCAACAAACCAUUACAACCGCACCUGACCUACGCCUCGUCCAACCUGAUACACCGCAACACGGUAACGAAAUCGCGCGACGACACUUGGCAAGCGCACGUGGCGCUUAUGAAUGAAGUAUUGGCCGAUACCUACUACCAGACACACGGUACCUUUUCGGUGGCCCUGCGACUACCCAACGCCGUGUACGGACCCCGCGGUCACACCGAAUCCGACAUCCACCGCAUGGUGAAUCGGGCCUUGCGCCACGAAACGCACGACGUUAACGCCACGGUGACCUGGACGUCCAACGAUCUCGAUAUGGUGCACAUGGACGACGUCGUGGAUUCCAUUAUUGCAGCCAUGCAAUUCCGCGAAAGCAAACCCGUGGCCUUCGAGAUCACGUCCGGACAAUCAAUACCACGCGAAUCGGUCGAAGAAGCGAUCGAGGGCAUUCUGGCGGGGAAUACCAAGGUGAAACUGGCCAAGUCGGCGCAGCCCGUCGAUGAUCCGGCACGAGAUUUAACAAGGACCUUGUUGGGUUGGAAGCCAAAAGUUUCUCCGGAAAAGGGCUUGGUACGAACGGUGGCGUGGCACAUGGAUAAGGCCACUCCGUACGGACCACCUCCCCAUAAGUCUCGCCGCGGUACGACGGGAGACGAUUUACUCAAGUCUCAUUCCAUUGAUACCUGUCGCGCAGCGGACACGGUUUGCAACUCCAACCGCGAUACACUUCUCUGUGCAUCGGAAUGCAACAUCAAAGAUAAAUGCGUUCCGUCCAUUUUUGACAAGAUUGUCUCGUUGGCGAGGGAGGUUACCGAAGACUGCGAGAUUGUUUUGUACACACAAAUGCUUGGGCGCAACGUUGACGAUAUUCGUUUGCAGGCUCACUAUAACGAGAACGACGAGCCAUCCAUCUGCAAUUUUGCCUUUGUUUCCAGCGGUAGCAACCUAGUAGAUUCGGUAAUCCGCAAGGUGCCGAGCACGGAACUAGUGCGGCUCGGGGUCGUGCCGAAUCCCGAUGAUGCCGACAAACCGGGUGGCACGCGCGCCUUGGAACUUCGCAAACUCAACGGACGCCUCUUGUACCGUGGAUGGAUCUUGCUUUGGGUGGAAGAUGCGCCAUUUCCGCUGCCCAACUCGGACUCGUUUUUAUUGAAACUAGCACCGGGGCGUUUCUUUUCCAGGGACGUGAAGUUUGCCAUGUAUUUGGAUCCCAGCUUUCCAGCCAUGCCGACCGCGGAAGACGUUGGUUUUCUGGUAAGUCAAAUGCACCGCCGUUCGUGGGAACAGCGCACUGUCAAACGAAAAACCCGCCCCAAAGCCAAAUUCCGAUUACCUCCUGAGCCGGAACGAAAAGCAGUUAUGUUGGUUCCACAACUCAAGUAUCAAGCUUCCAAAGAUGACGAACCAUUCUCUUCAGAUACGGUGGUUCCCCUCACGCAAGCAGUCAAGUUCAUGCGCUUUGAAAAGGGAGAGAAUCCGGACUCUGCGGAGUCCGAAAUGCUGCAGAUUUAUCGCGAAUUUUUACUGCGCGUGCAGACGUUUACUAAUCGCGGAGAUUUUUUGAAGUCGCCAAACGAACCGGUUUACUUUUUCGAAAUGCAUCACUGGGCUCGAACGCAAUGGAUCAUGCACGAUCUGCAUUUGGGAGAAGCGAAGGAUCUGCGUUGCGAUUGGUAUCAAGAAACGGUGCAGUGGGAGAUGAAUUUAGACCAACUCUCUUUUGCUCAUGUGAUGGAAAGGCGAGAACUUGAAAGGCGCAUGGCACAUAAAGAAGUUGACGAUAUACAGAUGCGCAUCUAUAACGAGAAACGGGACAUGUUGAGAUUGCUCUCGGACGCACACGAAUGGCAUCCGCUACAGACGGAGCAAAACAAACUGUGUCCAACCAAUUUUGAUUUGGAAGCAAUGCCGUAUGAUAAAUCCCAUUCCAUUGCCCGCCUACCGACGCAAACGUUGCCCCCCGAGCUGGAUCAUGUACCUACUCCCCUUUUCGCUCGCAUCAUUUCGGAUCGGAUCAUGGCGCUCUCGCGAAAAGGCUGGAACAAGGAAAGAAAAGCCCACCGAGCCGCAGCAGCAGCAGCACAUCACCAUGGGAAUAAGAAAAUUUAAUGGAAAAUUUAUCAUACGUGUC
This is a messenger RNA of Phaeodactylum tricornutum CCAP 1055/1, 3496 nucleotides long. RefSeq lists its product with no specific name. NCBI's taxonomy places the organism in Eukaryota, Bacillariophyta, Bacillariophyceae, Surirellales, Neidiaceae. The transcript has a single exon. The record is from RefSeq and is a predicted model, not a curated record. Bases 1 to 3474 code for a protein of 1157 amino acids.